This is a messenger RNA of Brachypodium distachyon (stiff brome), 3600 nucleotides long. RefSeq names its product protein CROWDED NUCLEI 4. Gene Ontology annotation, cellular component: nucleus. The transcript is spliced from 8 exons. Bases 172 to 3165 code for a protein of 997 amino acids. NCBI's taxonomy places the organism in Eukaryota, Viridiplantae, Streptophyta, Magnoliopsida, Poales, Poaceae. The record is from RefSeq and is a predicted model, not a curated record. Gene Ontology annotation, biological process: nucleus organization.
GAGAGGGAGGGGAAAGACAGCGAGAGAGAAAAAGGCAGGAAGGAAAAGGAGAGGAGGGAGGGAGAGGGAAGAGGAGGGAGGGUGAGUCCAUUUGCCCGGAGAGCACUGCUGGCCCCGGGGAGCGCGGCCGCCUCGCCGCCACCGAGAUCUAGGGUUCCGGCGGGCCAAGCCAUGGCCAGUCCGCGGUCCCCAGUUGGCGGCGCAGCCGCCGGGGACGAGACGAUCUGGAAGAAGCUCAGCGAGGCGGGCUUCGACGAGGAGUCCGUCAGGAGGCGCGACAAGGCGGCGCUCAUCGCCUACAUCUCGCGGCUCGAGUCCGAGAUUUAUGAUUACCAGCACAAUCUUGGGCUUGUGUUGUUAGAGCGCAAGGAAUUGACAUUAAAGCAUGAACAGCUUAGAGCUUCUUCGGAGUCUGCUGAGAUCAUGUACAAGCGUGAACGAGCUUCCCAGCAAUCAGCUCUAGCUGAGGCACGAAAGAGGGAAGAAAACCUAAAAAAGAGUUUAGGAAUUCAAAAAGAGUUUGUUGCUAAUCUUGAGAAGGCAUUGCAUGAUAUGCGUGGGGAAACAGCUGAAACAAAAAAUUCAUAUGAAACCAAAUUGGCUGAAGCACUUAAAAUGAUGGAUAGUGCUCAAAAGAAACUUGAUGAGGCAGAAGAGAAGCUUUUUGCAGCAAAGUCUUUGGAAAUAGAGUCUACUCGAGUGCAUAAUACUGCUUUGAGAAGUUUACAAGACCUGGAAGAUCGUGAAGAUCAGCUUAGGAGAUACCGUAUUUCUAAUGAACUUGUGUAUGAGGCCAAAGAAAAGGAUAUUAGCCUGCAGAGGAAAUCGUUGAAUGAUACCAAGAAAAUAUUGCAUGACAAAGAGCAGGUACUACUGACAGAACAAACGCUUCUUAAUCAGAGGGAUGAGAACAUCCUUGAGAGGUUAACAUUUGUAACUCAGUCGGAGAAAAGAUUGGAAGAGGAUAGGUUGAUACUUGAAAGUGAACGGAUGGUUCUAAUGGAAGAGAGAAACAAUUUGGUCCUUAAAAUGGAGGGAAUAGCUUCAAGGGAGGAAGCUAUUAUUCAGAAGGAAACCCUACUUGAUAAACGGGAGAGUGAGCUAUUGAUUUUCCAAGAAACAAUUGCAAAUAAAGAAAGGGCUGAAAUUGACAGGCUGAAUCAGGAACAUGAAAUGGCCUUGGAGAGGAGAAAGCUUGAAUGUGAAACUGAGAUAGAGAAUAAGCGAUUGGCCUAUGAGGCAGAAAUGGAGGAAAAAAUUACUUUGCUGGAUCAAAGAGAAAGAGCUCUCAGUGAGCAAGAGUUGGCAUUUGCUCAAAGGGAGCAAAAUGUUGAUCUUCGGCUUGCUGAAUUAGCAAGCAUGGAAGAGGCCUUAUCAGGGAGAUCAGGCCAGUUAAAAGUGGAGGAAGGGAAGCUCCUCUCUCACAGAGAAACGGUGCACAUUGAACUGCAAAAAGAAAGAGAGGAAAUACAGAAGAUGAAAUUAGAUUUGGAGAAGGAAAAGGUUUUCUUUGAAGAAGAGAAACAAGAUGCGAUUCAAGCUCAGCAAAAUCUUGCAAUAACCCAAGCAGAUAGGGACGAUUUGCUUACUUUGCAGAUGAAACUGAAAGAAGAAAUUGACAAUCUUAGAGCCCAAAAAAAGGAACUCAUGGCUGAUGCUGAUAGGCUGCAAGGAGAAAAGGAAAGGUUUGAGAUUGAAUGGGAGCUGAUUGAUGAAAAGAAAGAAGAGCUACAGAAGGAAGCUGCCAGAAUUUCUGAAGAGCGAAGACUAAUAACUGAGCAUCUCAAGAGUGAAUCAGAUGUCAUCAAACAAGAGAAGGAAAAGUUGCGUGCUCAGUUCAGAAAUAAUUCAGAAACCCUUUCUCGGGAACAUGAAGAGUUCAUGAGUAAGAUGCAGCGAGAGCAUGCAAGUUGGCUGAGUACGAUUCAACUUGAAAGGGAAGACCUUACAAGAGACAUUGAUAACCAGAGAAUGGAGCUACUGAACUCGGCCAAGGCAAAGCAGAUGGAAAUAGAUUCUUAUUUAAGGGAAAGAGAAGAAGAGUUUGAGCAGAAAAAAUCCAAGGAGCUUGAGUACAUAAACUCUCAAAAGGAUACGAUCAACUCAAAACUAGAACAUGCUGCACUUGAAUUACAAAAACUUGAGGAUGAGAGGAAAGAUGCUGCUUUGGAGCGUGAGAAAAGAGAGCAAGAGCUGUCUGAGAUAAAAACCACCAUUGAAGCCCUUAAUAAUCAAAGAGAGAAGCUGCAAGAACAACGAAAGCUGCUACAUUCAGACAGAGAAGCAAUAACAGAGCAAAUCCAGCAACUUAAUGUGCUUGAAGAGCUGAAAACUGACUCUGAGAACAAGCAGCUCUGUUUGACAGAGUGCGGAAAGUCGAAGAUGAAUGAUAAUGGUCUUCCUCCUGGUGAAGAUCAUCAUGCAACUCCUAAGAAUUGUUCUUCACCAAAGCUUCUUGAAAGGAAACUAGAAGUGUCACCUUCAGUCUCAACACCAAUUUCCUGGGUUCGAAAAUAUGCUCAGGUGAUAUUCAAGCGCUCUCCUGAGAAGAGUGCUGAUCAUGACAGUGAUAACAUUCUUCAUAACGGCUUACCAAAAAACCUCCAAAAAGCUGUUGACAUCAAUGGAUCACAUGCUGAUCAGCUAGCCAAUGGAGCUGGAGAAGUACCUCAAGAUUUUGAUGGUGCAAAAGUUGGGAAAAAGAGGCAUUAUUUGGUCUCUUGUGAUCAAAGUGAUGUUCUAGAGCCGAGGCGAAAGCACCAAAGGAGUACUAUUCAGAAAGUAAUUAGAGGGGAAAUUACUUCAAACUGCCCAUCAGUUCUAGAAGAAAAGUGCUCCAAAAAUGAACAUGAUGCCAUCCAACUUGGUUUAUCUGAAUAUGGUAAUAAAGGGGCACAGAACUUGAGAUUGCCAGUAGACCCAGCUUCAUCUGAUGAUCUGGCCUUUGCAAAUGGGAAAGCAGACCAUUCAGGGUUUGUUGAUGAUGAUGAAACUUCAGAGGAGAUCACUGUGUGUGCAACUGAGCAAACUUCCGGAUAUGCAAUUGAGCGCAGGGAUGAGCAAGACAAAGAUGUUGAUGACGAAGAUACUGACGACGAAGAGGAAGAGCUAGAGGAAGAGAAAACAUCGUCAGCGAAGAAGUUGUGGCGUUUCCUUAUCACAUGAGUAGCUUUCCCUUACGAUAGACAUGCAGAGCUGACUGUAGGCUGACAGUUACCUCUUAUGAAGAUACUUUGCUCGAGCUCCAUCCCUUCCGGGUUGAAGGGUGGUAGGCAGUUACUGGUUUGGUCGUGUGCCUGUUUUUCCAAACAGCAGCUGUUUUCAAUGCCGCUGUGGAUUUGCGCUAUUUUCUCAUCUCAUCCCGAACGUUUCAGCAUGUAAAGUGGCUGAUAGCUUCCAGGUUGUGUAUAAAUGAUUGGGGUCUAGGGAAACCCAUAUGGUCAGUAGCAGAAGCGUUGCGCUAAGGGGCGCGGUGGUAUUCUAUUGUGCAAUGCUCUUUCAGUGCCACUAUGUAGAUGGUUUUAACAAUAUUUGUGACUACUCGUAUGACUGGCUUGGUAUCAUGCCAUACAAAGGUGCGUCUUGUUUGUCUGCGACUCA